Messenger RNA from Alternaria burnsii, 1128 nucleotides. RefSeq lists its product as uncharacterized. NCBI's taxonomy places the organism in Eukaryota, Fungi, Ascomycota, Dothideomycetes, Pleosporales, Pleosporaceae. The transcript has a single exon. Bases 1 to 1128 code for a protein of 375 amino acids. Gene Ontology annotation, molecular function: protein binding. The record is from RefSeq and is a predicted model, not a curated record.
AUGUUUGCGGCCACCACGGCCAUCAUUCAAAUUGUCCCAAGAAUUCCUGAGCAGUCAUUACGACACCACCCAGAGCGGACUCAAUUUCGAGAGGAGAUCUCGAGGCGAGAGGUAGAAAGCGGUAUUAUGGGAAUCCUAACAAGCCUUCCUACGGGCACUGUCGAAGAUGGGUUGUAUGCUGUCGAGAACGUGCCUGGUAAGGGAAAAGGCCUCAUCGCAACUAAAGACAUACCCAAAGGCAUGCGAAUCAUCUCCGAGCAACCAGCCAUCACGGUAGGAGGUAGGAUGGCAAGCAUGGAGCAAUUUGAGGCGGCGAUUUGUCAACAAGUCAGCUCUCUGAGCACAGAUCAGAUACGCGACUUCUGUUCCAUGGGCAAUGUCUAUCCUUACACCGACGCUAAAACCAGAUGGCGCGGUAUCUUUCAAACCAAUGCUUUACCUAUCGGAUCAAACUUGGAUGCUGGAGGUAUCUUUUUUCAAGCAUGUCGUAUCAAUCAUGCUUGUAACAGCAACUCGACGAAUUUCUGGAACGACAGACUCAGCAAGCUUACGAUUCAAGCCAUAAGAGAUAUUGGAGAAGGAGAGGAGAUUACGAUAUCUUACCUGAGCAGUCAUAGAGAUCGCCAAACGCGGCGGGAAGAGCUCCAGAAAAACUUCAAAUUCACAUGCCUGUGUGAACUCUGCUCCUUACCACGUAGCCAAAGGAGAAAGAGCAACAUAAAGCUGAAUCGCAUUCACAAAAUCGACUGCAUAAUCGAGGAAGGUGGUGUCCGUGGUCUCAUCCUAAACCCACGGCAGAUGCUUAGCUAUAUCGAUGAACAGGUUCGAUUGUGGAACGAACCAGUUCCGAAUGACAUCGGCCUUGCACGAGCGUAUCCUGACGCCUUCGAGGUUGCUAUCGCAAACGGUGAUUUGGCAAGGGCUUGCGUAUUUGCAGAGAGGCUGGUGCCACUGUAUGUGACCACCAUGGGAGCAGACAGUCCCGAUGUGAUGCAGUACAAAAGGCUGAUCAGAGACCCUACUACCCAUCGGUACUAUGGCUUGUCGAUGAAUUGGAGUACAAAGUUGGAUGAGAUUCCUCGUGGACUGGGACCGAAGGAAUUUGAGGAUUGGUUAUGGAAAAGGUGA